GUAAUCAUUCCAUACAUUAACGAGCCCUCCAAACCACGUGAGACAUGUUCCACGUCCUGCUUCUUUGAAUGAGCCAACCCCGUCGCAUGAACUGAACACACAAUUCACGCACUGCUUCAGGAAGUGUGAAGACUGCACCAAGAACAAUGGGAGUUGACGUGGAAACCAUUAAACCCGGAGACGGAAAGACUUUUCCGAAGAGAGGAAAUACGGUUACUGUACACUAUGUUGGAACGCUGACAAAUGGAAAGAAGUUUGACUCUUCCAGGGACCGAGGAGAGCCCUUCCAGUUCAAACUGGGAGCCGGUGAAGUCAUUCGUGGUUGGGAUGAAGGUGUAGCUCAGAUGAGCGUCGGCCAAUUGGCCAAGUUGACCUGCUCUCCAGACUACGCAUAUGGCAGCAGAGGAUACCCACCCAUCAUCCCUGCAAACUCCACCCUCAUCUUUGAGGUGGAGCUCCUGAAAUGCUGAGAGUUUAAAGUGAAAGCUACUUGCCUGAGUUUUUUUCUCCCUUUUCAUUCCACCCACAUGUGUCACAAAAUGAUUUGAUUAAAAGUGCCGAUAGAAGCAAUUAUAACAGUAAUUGUAGAAACAAGGCUUUAAUCUUGGCUUAAUUGGCAUAAAUGACAAAUGAUUGAAACCCUUUUGAUGCCAGCUGUAUAGUCGAAGUAAUGCUCAGGCCUAUGGACUUAAAAUCAAUACUGUGUGGGGUUAGUUGAGCCACACUAACAGUUGCUGGUUGUACCUUCAUAUUUAAAACUUCAUUGGUAUGAAAAGUGUUUCUCUUUCAGUAGGAAAUUACUCCUAAAUACUCAACUGAAUCCUGUAAAAAUCAAAGGUUUCGGUGUAGAAUUUAACCUUGAUAUUUAAUCUGAGUGUUUCCAAUAAGCAGUUUUCUUUUCACUGCAACUCUCAACCUUAAGUAGAAUUAAUUUUGCAUUCAUUCACCUAUUUGCCUAUUAAAUCUCAAAUUUCAGCAGUUUUUCUGCAAAAGGCACACAAAGAAAUAAGAGCAAAAAAAGAACCUUUGAAAGACAUAAGUGGCACUAAACAUGUCUUGAUACCAGUCUUCUCAGCGAAUCUCACUUUUUCACAAGUGUUAUUUCCAGUGUUUUAAAAGUAGUGUGGUUAUUAAUGUUAAAUGCACAUGUAACACCUUUUAGUGAAAUAACAUUUUUUUUUCCCUGCGUACAUUUAUCCCUGCCGUAGAUGCAUGUAGAUUACACUUCAAACAAUGAGGAAAUAAAAAAGGUUGUAUGGAAACAAUCGUGACUUGUGACUAAAUUAAUUUUUCACUACCUUUUGUCUUAUUUUAGUCUUAAGACCAGAUUUUGACACCUUUAUUCCUUAACCUCAGUCUUAGGUCACUAAUUCAUGCUUUUAGACCUGAAGUGUCCUUGUGUUAUGUCACAAUGAUUUUUUUUUUCUCUCCCUGCAUUGUAACAUCUAUUAGAAACCUUAUCUGUGGUUAAUGCAGUCUUACAUUAAAACCUGAACACUGCACAAAUGCUUCCUUGUGUUUUAUCACUUGAAUACAUUUUUGUGACUG
Molecule: messenger RNA, 1548 nt
Organism: Melanotaenia boesemani (Boeseman's rainbowfish)
Lineage: Eukaryota; Metazoa; Chordata; Actinopteri; Atheriniformes; Melanotaeniidae
Product: peptidyl-prolyl cis-trans isomerase FKBP1A-like
Exons: 4
Coding region: 147-470 (107 amino acids)
Molecular function (GO): peptidyl-prolyl cis-trans isomerase activity
Source: RefSeq, a predicted model, not a curated record